This is a messenger RNA of Apodemus sylvaticus (European woodmouse), 1345 nucleotides long. RefSeq names its product intercellular adhesion molecule 2 (gene Icam2). The record is from RefSeq and is a predicted model, not a curated record. Bases 359 to 1195 code for a protein of 278 amino acids. Gene Ontology annotation, cellular component: membrane. Gene Ontology annotation, molecular function: integrin binding. The transcript is spliced from 7 exons. Gene Ontology annotation, biological process: cell-cell adhesion. Lineage: Eukaryota; Metazoa; Chordata; Mammalia; Rodentia; Muridae.
AGAGUUAAAAGUUCAACUGGUAAAACUUACACAUAGAACCACACUGCAGCAGGAUUCCCAUUUGCCAGCAUCUGAGCCCCACACGGUACAUGGUGCCUAGCAUCCUACAUAUCUUAAAACAUCAGCUCAUUUAAGCCAGAUGUGGUGGCAGCUGCCUGCACUCCUCGUGCUGCAUGGUGAAGAAGGAAGGAAUGGGAGUUUGAAGGCCAGCCUCAGCUCUAGAUCAGAUUUGAGGUCCCAGAAGACCACACUGGAGCUACGAAAUUCACAUCACGGAGAGGCCUCAUAACCAUCACCACAGCGCGGCAGCCAUCGGCUGUACCCCUGAAGCCCGUACACCCCACAGACCCCACCUGAGAUGUCUUCUUUUGCUUGCUGGAGCCUGUCUCUAAUCCUUGUCCUGUUCUGCAGUCCAGGGUCUGGAGAGAAGGCCUUUGAGGUCUACAUAUGGUCGGAGAAGCAGGUAGUAGAAGUCACGGAGUCUUGGAAAGUCAACUGCAGCACCAGCUGUGCGGCCCCGGAAGCAGGUGGUCUGGAGACCUCCAUGGAUAAGAUCAUGUUGGAAGAGCACCCUCAGGGGAAGUGGAAACAGUUCUUAGUCUCCAACGUCUCCAACGACACGGUCUUCUAUUGCCAUUUCACCUGUUCGGGAGAGCAGCACAUGGAGAGUCUCAACAUCAGCGUGUACCAGCCUCCAGCUCAGGUCACACUGAAGCUGCAGCCCCCUCGGGUAUUUGUGGGGGAAGUCUUCACCAUUGAGUGCAAGGUGUCCCCUGUGAAACCCCUUGAGAGACUCACCCUCUCUCUGCUCCGCGGCAGAGAGACCCUGAAGAACCAAACCUUUGGGGGAGCGGAAACUGUCCCCCAAGAGGCCACAGCCAUAUUCAACAUCACAGCUCUGGAAAAGGAUGGUCUCAACUUUUCCUGUCAGGCUGAGCUGGAUCUACGCUCUCAUGGCGGGUUUAUCAUCCGCAGCAUCUCUGAGUCCCAGAUCCUUGAAGUCUAUGAGGUGAUACCGGACAACCAGCUGCUCAUCAUCAUCGUAGCGGUGUCAAUACUGCUCUUCUUGUUUGUGACAUCCAUCCUGCUGUGUUUCAUCCUGGGCCAGCACUGGCACAGGAGGCGGACGGGCACCUACGGGGUGCUCGCCGCCUGGAGGAGGCUGCCCCGAGCCUUCCGGGCACGUCCCGUGUGAGCCGAUGCUGCCAGGCCCCUGGUGGUUACUGGAACUCAACAUGGCACCUUCAAGCCUUCAAGCACUGGUUGAAGGACUGUGGCGGCAGCAGCAGAAGAUUCUGGAGACAUUUGCUUUAUUUAGCCUCAAAAUACAAAUACCUGGAUUUCA